Molecule: messenger RNA, 4511 nt
Organism: Linum trigynum
Lineage: Eukaryota; Viridiplantae; Streptophyta; Magnoliopsida; Malpighiales; Linaceae
Source: the annotation of a GenBank genome assembly
UUUAAUCGGUAUAAUUUGGUUGUAAAAUCGCGAUGCCUGAUUCAACCAAUACUGGUUGUAACAAUUUUUAGUCAUCUACAUCCUUAAAUCAUGUUAGCAAUUCCUAAUGUGGGUCCCAUCUAUUAUUUUAAUCUAACUCAAAACAUUGCAAUUAAAAAGUUAGUAAGUACGAAAAAUAAAAAAGACAACAAUUAUCUAUAUGGCAUUGCUAGAAGACUUUCUAAUUUAGCAAUCUUGCUAAGUUAGAAAGCACACCCACGUCUCUAGCAAUUGCUAGAAAAUGCCACAUAAGCUCUAUGCAAUUGCUAAAGAAAGGUUAGGGAUGGAAAUGGUCUAAUAUGACAAAGGCUCGAUCUUCAAAUGUGAUUUACCCCCUUUCUGCCAGAACUGUUCUUUUCGGAAACAGAGUAUCCCACUACUUACUGCUACUGUGACUGUGUGGCGGAACGCGGGAGGUUACAUUUGGAGGCCAACCCAUGUGAGCAGCUGAGCUCCCCCGCACAUUUGUGGUAUCGACCCAUCUCUCUCUGACAUUUUCAUUUUUCACCCGUGAAAGAGAAAGCACCGGAGCUUUUCCUUCUUCAAUUUCCUAAUCCUCACGUUCUUGAUUACUCGUUCAUUACACUCUUGUUUCCACCUUACCAGCUAAAGGACAACCAUUUCUCUUUCUCCACUUUGCAGAAAAUAUCUUCUCCUUGCCGAACCAGCCAAUUUUCAUUUUGUUUGAUCUCGAUAUGAUUUGAUAUCUCCCCCUUCACUUAUUCUUCUGUCCACUCAUAUCUCUGAUGUAAAAUUCCCAGCUGGUUGUUGUCCUUUGGCCUUUAUAUAAUUUGCUUCACUUCCAAUCUUCUCGCUCCUUCAGUUCUGGAGACUGGAAUUGAAUACCUUUGGCCCCCAUUGUUCAGGUACGCCUUCCCUUACGUUACGCGCGUACCAAACGUAUCUGAAUCGACCAGUAUCUCCUGUUUCGUCUUAAUAUUUUCUUUACUCCCAUAAUGUGUACUGCCAUUUCACUUCCUUUUUAUCUGGGUUCUGCUCCAGUUUUGUCCUUUAUUUCUUUUGCGGUUCCAUUUCCUAGGGAAUGUUAGUCGGGUUUGCUGUUUUGCUUUACUGUAGGGUCGUUCUCUCGUCUCUGCUCCAUUCCGAUGAUUUUGGCUUUCUGGGUUCUCUUCUUUAUCGCCAUUCGUAUUGAAAUGUUUGCAGUGCAUUUGGAAAGUAAUUGGUUGAACAUGUUUCUUGCUCUGUUUCCUCUGUUUAGUAUAGUUUUGUCAUGCAACUUGUUCUUUUGGGGCAGGCCUUGUGAUAGACAACUAAGAAAGAAGAAUGACGAAUUUGGGGAUGGUUUUCGGGACUAAAUCCUCAAAGUCGAUGAGAGUGAGCUUUAGAAUACCGUAUUUCACCAACUGGGGUCAGAGCCUGGUGGUAUGUGGUUCUGAUCCGGUGCUGGGGUCCUGGAAUGUGAAGAGGGGAUUGCUGUUGAAACCUGUGCAUCAGGAUGAUGAGCUAAUUUGGUCUGGAAGUAUCUCUGUGCCGGCUGAAUUCAGCUGUGAGUACAGUUAUUAUGUGGUGGAUGAUGAGAGGAAUGUGCUGAGAUGGGAGAUGGGAAAUAAGCGAGCACUCUUUUCACCUCAGGGGAUCAAUGGUGGAGAUAUCUUGGAGCUUCGUGAUCUCUGGCAGACUGGUGACGAUGAUAUCCCUUUCAAAAGCGCCUUCAAAGAUGUCAUUUUUAGCAAAAGUUGCAAUAUGAAGGUCGAGAGGCCCUUAGGAGUCCAGAAUAAGUUGGAGAAGGAAGAUUCCAUUCUUGUUCAUUUCAGGAUUUGCUGCCCAAACAUAGAGGAAGAGACUUAUGUCUACGUUAUUGGGAGUUGUGCAAAGUUGGGUUGCUGGAAGGUUCAGGAUGGGCUUAAACUUAGUUAUGCCGGAAACUCUACUUGGCAAGCAGAUGUUGUUGUGCAAAAGGAUGAUCUUCCAUUCAAAUACAAGUACUGCAAAUGGGCCAAGGCAGGGAACUUCUCUCUGGAAACUGGUGCGAAUAAGGAGCUCUCUGUUGAUCCCGCAAACAUUCAACUGAAGUAUGUCUUUGUUUCAGACGGCAUGAUGCGUGCAAUGCCAUGGCGGGGAACUGGUGUUGCGAUACCUAUGUUCUCUAUAAGGUCAGAACUCGAUCUUGGUGUUGGAGAGUUCCUUGACCUGAAACUUCUUGUUGACUGGGCUGUGGAAUCUGGGUUCCAUCUAGUUCAGCUUCUACCAAUCAAUGACACCUCUGUUAAUCUGAUGUGGUGGGACUCCUAUCCAUACAGCUCGCUGUCUGUAUUUGCCCUGCAUCCGCUAUACCUGAGAGUACAGGCACUUUCAGCUAAUCUGCCAGAGGAGGUGAAGAAGGAGAUACAGGAGGCCAAGAAAAGGCUUGAUGGAAAGGAUGUUGAUUAUGAGGCUAGUCUGGCAACAAAAUUGUCAAUCGCCAAAAAAGUCUAUGCUAAAGAGAAAGAUGUGAUACUUAACUCCAGCGCAUUUAAGGAAUUCUUCUCAGAAAAUGAGGAAUGGUUAAAACCGUAUGCAGCCUUCUGUUUUCUGAGGGACUUCUUUGAAACAUCUGAGCGCAGCCAAUGGGGUCGAUUUUCUGAAUUUUCUAAAAAGAAGCUGGAGAAGCUCGUCUCAAGAGACACUGUGCACUAUGACAUAAUUCUAUUCCAUUACUAUCUCCAAUUCCAUUUACAUCUACAGUUGUCUGAAGCUGCAGAAUAUGCAAGAAAGAAAGGAGUGGUACUGAAGGGAGAUUUACCUAUUGGUGUUGACAGAAAUAGUGUGGACACGUGGGUGUAUCCCAACUUGUUCCGUAUGAACACCUCCACUGGAGCUCCCCCAGAUUACUUUGACAAAAAUGGGCAGAACUGGGGUUUCCCAACCUAUAACUGGGAGGAGAUGUCCAAAGACAACUAUGGUUGGUGGCGUGCUCGAUUAACACAGAUGUCGAAGUACUUCACAGCAUAUAGGAUUGAUCAUAUACUAGGUUUCUUUAGAAUCUGGGAGCUUCCCGAUCAUGCUAUGACGGGACUGAUAGGGAAGUUCCGACCUUCAAUCCCCUUGAGCCAGGAAGAACUAGAACGAGAAGGAAUCUGGGACUUCGAUCGUUUAAGCCAUCCAUACAUAAAGCUAGAGUUUCUACAGGAAAAGUUUGGAACAUUUUGGGCAGUUAUCGCCUCGAGCUUUCUGAAUGAAGUGCAGAAAGGCUUUUAUGAGUUCAAGGAGGAUUGCAAUACAGAGAAAAAAAUUGCUUCCAAAGUGAAGACCAUGGCAGAACAAUCAUUGUUAUUAGAGGGUGAAGAUAAGAUAAGACGUGAUCUAUUUGAUCUCCUCAAGAAUAUAGUUCUAAUUAGAGACUCCGAGGAUGCAAAGAACUUCUACCCGCGUUUCAACCUCGAGGAUACUUCAAGUUUUCAGGAUUUGGAUGAGCACAGCAAGAAUGUCAUGAAAAGACUGUACUAUGAUUACUACUUCCAUCGCCAAGAAGAGCUAUGGCGAAAAAAUGCUCUGAAGACGUUACCCGUUCUCCUCAAUUCAUCAAACAUGCUUGCCUGUGGUGAAGAUCUGGGGCUCAUACCUGCUUGUGUUCACCCGGUGAUGCAAGAGCUGGGAAUGAUCGGGUUACGCAUCCAACGUAUGCCUAGUGAACCUGAUCUGGAAUUUGGGGUUCCUUCUCAAUAUAGCUACAUGACGGUGUGUGCCCCAUCGUGCCACGACUGCUCCACGUUGCGUGCUUGGUGGGAGGAGGAUGCUGAAAGAAGACAGCGAUACUUCAAGGCCAUAGUCGGUUCUGAUGAGCUGCCCCCCGAUACAUGCCUUCCAGCUAUUGCACAUUUCAUCAUCAGGCAACAUGUUGAAUCGCCAUCAAUGUGGGCAAUAUUCCCAUUACAGGACUUGCUAGCUCUAAAAGAGGACUACACAACACGUCCUGCAAAUGAAGAGACGAUCAACGACCCUACGAAUCCGAAGCACUACUGGCGAUACCGUGUACACGUUACGUUGGAGACUCUGAUGAAGGACAGUGAACUGAAGUCCACUAUAAAAGGCCUCAUUUCUGGGAGUGGAAGAUCACAUCCUGGUUUGAAGGAAACCGACGGGAAAGGGAAGCAAGUCGCGAGUAACGGGAAAGCAGUAGGGAAGUAGAGCUCUUCAAUAAGGCUGCAAACUCCAGAAACCAGACAGAAAGUGCCUGUCUGCCUGAGUGUCUGUAGCAGCAUUACACGAUUCUGGAGCAAGAUUUAAGCUUUACAAUCAAAACCGUUGGCUGGAAUAAGGAAUGUUUGAUGUCAAAUGGUGGUAACAUGUCCACAUAAUGCAUUUGAUGUAAACCAUUACUAUACCAAAUUACCAAUUAUAACAUGAUCAUCCCACCCCACGAAUCUAAUGAACCGCAUCCCGACAAGUGUAUGACAAAAAGAGGUGCCACUUGGUCCUAUAAGCAAAGAGAAACACUAAUCUUUGGUUCCCAAUUAACCACAAUGUUCUUC